This is a messenger RNA of Botrytis sinoallii, 1815 nucleotides long. RefSeq lists its product as uncharacterized. Gene Ontology annotation, biological process: transsulfuration. The record is from RefSeq and is a predicted model, not a curated record. NCBI's taxonomy places the organism in Eukaryota, Fungi, Ascomycota, Leotiomycetes, Helotiales, Sclerotiniaceae. Bases 1 to 1815 code for a protein of 604 amino acids. The transcript is spliced from 3 exons. Gene Ontology annotation, molecular function: pyridoxal phosphate binding; cystathionine gamma-synthase activity.
AUGUCUGUAAUCGAACUUGGAGAGUCCGUACCUGCCUUGACACCACAUGCCACAAGUGUUUCAUUACCAACGUGGAAGGACAAUGUUGGUUACGAAGAGGGCGACCAAAGGGUUUUGGGGAAGAUGACCACUGGAUAUCCUCGAUUCUUCAUUCACAAACUAAUCGUUGCAUUCGCCGAUGAUAUUGUCAAAGCAUAUGGCAGUCAAAACGAGCAGGCAAUGCUCUUUCCGUCGCCUAAGACUGCUAGGAGUUGUGUGGCGUUUAUGCUUUCAAGAGACAAGUCGAUAUCUCCAAAUCAGCUUAGUGUAAUCGACUUAGUCCUUGAGCGUAAUCAAACCUCAUCAGAAGUCCUCACCAAGAUUUCGCCUUCCAUUUCCGCUGUUUUGUUCGCCAAAGAAUUGUUCCCGAUUGCGAAGCAAUACUGGCAGCAUUCUGGAGACGGUGUUUCUAGCAGAAGAGCUGAAUUUUGCCACACUCUCUUCCAAGAAGGAUUGCUAGUGAAAAAGACAAGUCCGCCAAGUCCUCAAGAUGGUGGUAAGCUAUGUAAAGGUCCCAGAAGAUACCAGAAAGGCUCUAUAGACAAGACAUCUAGAAGCCAUAACGGCUCAGGUGGUGGCGACAGCCAUCACUCCCCUAUCUCGCCGAUAAACUCUGAGGCUCGGGAAAGCUCGCAGUUCCUAGAGGAGCGUUUUGGUCGAAAUCUUGAUGUUUCUUUCGUGGACAACGCAAGAUCAGCAAUUCGCCGUCGGAUCGCAGGUUCAUUGGUUGGUGAAGUUGAUUUGUCUGAGACUCCGAGCACAGAUAUGGCCUCUAAUAUGCGUGGAGUUGCCGAGCUUUCCGAGGACGAUGUUUACCUUUAUCCUUGCGGCAUGAACUCGAUUUAUAAUGCCCACCAGAUGCUAUUGAAAACCAGAGGUUCUUUGAAAAGCAUAUCUUUCGGGUUCCCGUAUGUCGAUACUCUCAAAAUUCUGGAAAAAUUUGGUCCCGGCUGCAACUUUUACGGCAACGGCUCUUCCGAAGAUUUAGAUGAUUUAGAGAGAAGACUGAAAGCAGGAGAGAAAUAUCUCGCACUAUUUUGUGAAUUUCCAGGAAACCCAAUGCUAAAUUGUCCAGAUCUAAAGCGAAUCCGGGCAUUGGCAGAUGAAUACGACUUUGCUGUGGUGGUUGAUGAGACCAUUGGAAAUUUUAUCAAUGUUCACGUUCUACCAUUUGCAGACAUAGUCGUCAGCAGUCUCACGAAAAUCUUCUCGGGAGAAUGCAACGUCAUGGGCGGAAGUGCCAUCUUUAACACUGGUGGAAAGUACUAUCAAUCCUUGAAGUCUGUAGCUAAAACAGAAUAUGAAGAUAACUACUGGGCCGAAGAUGUUAUGUUCAUGGAACGAAACAGUCGUCACUUUGUAUCUCGUAUUGAAAAAAUCAACGAUAACGCUGAAGUUAUCUGUGAUAUACUUCGAAACCAUCCAUUGGUAAAGUCGGUUUACUACCCCAAAUACAACGCCUCGAGAACUUUCUACGAUGAUUGUCGUACACCGAGCGGAGGAUAUGGUGGGCUUCUUUCAUUUACCUUUAAAGAGAUGCCUCAAGCAGUCGCAUUCUAUGACAAGAUUGAAACUGCGAAAGGCCCAAGUCUGGGAACCAACUUCACAUUAACUUCACCUUAUGUGAUCCUAGCUCAUUACCUGGAACUAGAUUGGGCGGCGCAAUUUGGUGUACCUGCGGAACUCAUUCGGAUCAGUGUUGGUCUUGAGGAUGCUAGCGAUCUGAAAGCGAGGUUUGCGAUGGCAUUGAAAGCAGCAGAAGAUGCGACUGCUUGA